Messenger RNA from Closterium sp. Yama58-4, 762 nucleotides. The record is from the annotation of a GenBank genome assembly. NCBI's taxonomy places the organism in Eukaryota, Viridiplantae, Streptophyta, Zygnematophyceae, Desmidiales, Closteriaceae.
AUGUCGUCGUACGCUCCGCGCUCCGAGUCCCGUGUCGCUCUUCUCCUCCGCCAUUUGGUUCCCGCGGAAGCCGCAAAUCAGCCGCGCAGCAUCGACGACUUCUGCGCACGCAGCGCUUGCGCGGACGGGGCGAGCACCGCGACUGCCCGCGCCUGCGCCUUCCCCUGCCAGCGCGGAUGCGGGGUUUCCGCCGUUGCUUGCUCCGCGCGCGCGGCGCUGGGCGCGCCCGUGGUGGUGGGGGGAAUGGUGUUGGACGUGCAGGGGAGGGCGGGCGCGGAGCUGGCGCUGGAGCGAGGCACCACCACCCCUGGACAGGUGGAGUUCCGCCCAGGGGGGGUGGCGCGCAACAUAGGGGAGUGCAUGGCAGCACUCACCGCCGCGCCGCUGCUCAUCUCCGCUGUGGGGGAUGAUGCUGCAGCUGACGUGCUUCUCUCCCAUUGGUCAGCAAGAGGUCUGUCCACCCACGGCAUAGUGCGGGCAGCAGGGCAGCGCACGGCGGUGGUGGCGAGUGUGUUUGAUGGCGCGGGCGAGGUGGCUGCUGGCGUCGCUGACGUUGCAGUGCUGGAGCAAGGGGUGCAGGGGGAGUGGGUAGCGUGCUUCACACGCGCCAUUCACUCAGCGCCUUGCCUUGUCGUCGACACCAACCUCCCGGCCUCGCUGCUCGCCUAUACCUGUCAAUUGGCGGCAGCAGCAGGGGUGCCAGUGUGGUGUGACCCUGUGUCCGUUGGUAAAGCCCCGCGCACACUCGCCUCCCUGCCACUC